Molecule: messenger RNA, 3109 nt
Organism: Octopus sinensis (East Asian common octopus)
Lineage: Eukaryota; Metazoa; Mollusca; Cephalopoda; Octopoda; Octopodidae
Product: ceramide synthase 5
Exons: 9
Coding region: 14-964 (316 amino acids)
Biological process (GO): ceramide biosynthetic process
Cellular component (GO): membrane
Molecular function (GO): sphingosine N-acyltransferase activity; DNA binding
Source: RefSeq, a predicted model, not a curated record
CACCUGUUUUCUAAUGGUUCCUUGUCUCUUGUAUUCUUUCAGAUAUAUUGCAACUCCGAUUGGGAAAAGUUUGGGCAUUCGGGAAAUUAAUCACCGGAAACCAUCUCCAUGCAUUUAUUUAGAGGAAGCUUUCAAGAAAAGCAGAACCCCCAGCCACCAGGCGUUAGAAAGUUAUUCAAAGAAAUUAGAUCUUUCAGUAAGACAGAUCCAACGCUGGUUUCGUCUUCGAAGGAAUCAAGACAAAGCAAACACGCUAACUAGAUUUACAGAAUCCUGCUGGAGAUUCACUUACUAUUUAACCAUAUUGAUAAUUGGUACUAUAAUAUUGUAUAAUAAAGUCUGGUUUUGGGAUUCAACAGAAUGCUGGCCGAAUUACCCGCAUCAGCAUGUGCCUUCAGAAAUCUAUUGGUACUACCUUGUCGAGCUGUCUUACUAUGUUGGUUCCAGCCUCAUGCAUUUCACCGAUGUUCGCAAGAAGGACUUCUGGGAACUCUUCAUCCACCAUAUUGUUACCAUGACAUUGAUGUUUAUUGCCUGGAUCCAAAACAUUAUCCGAAUAUCUUGUCUCAUCCUCCUUGUUCACGAUAUGGCUGAUCCGUUCCUCGAAGCUACCAAGAUGGCCAGCUACUCCGGACACCGCAAAUGGUGUAACCACCUGUUCAUUGUAUUCACAAUUGCCUGGUAUAUAGGACGCCUCUACAUUUUCCCUUUCAAGAUUCUCUACAGCACAUUGUUCUACGCACCAACUGUGACUGGUAUGGCCCCUAUCUACUACUUGUACAACGGGCUUCUUGGGUCCCUACAGCUGCUGCACAUUAUAUGGACCAUCAUCAUCACAAAGAUACUCUACAAUCGUUUAAAGACCGGCGAGAUAAAAAAAGAUGAGCGCAGUGAGAGCGAAGAGGCAGUGAGCGACACAGAAACAGAAACCGCACAGAAAACUGCGGUCAACAACUGCACAUAAGAUGCGCAAGACGAUGGUGCAGCAGUACUCCCAAGAGGUGUGAGCGUGUGUGUGCGUGUGCGUGUGUUUGUGUGUGUGUUUGUGUGUGCGUGUGUUUGUAGGUGGACUGGGUGGGCAGAGGUCGAGGUGUGGAGGGUAGGAGUGGAGGAGAGGAAACGGAAGAGGAUGGACACGAUGAUGAGGAUGCUUUUUGUGGGGUGUUGAUGACGAUGACGGUGGUGAUGCUGACGGCGACGAUGGAGAGGAUGGUGAGGGUGAUGCUGUCUACGUUGAUGCUGGUGAUGAUGGUUUUUAUCAUUGAAAGUAUCUACCAUAAACUGCUGGGCGGGGGGGGGAGAGAGAGGGAGAGCAAUAGACAGAGAAUGGAGAGAGGUGGGGGUAGAAACGGCCGUAGGGGAGAAAAAACAGAAAGAGGAUGAUGAAAGGGGGGGAAAGAGAGUAGGAAGAGAGUGGGUGUGUGUUAAGGGAAAAAGAGAGAGUAAAGACCAAUGAGAGGAAGGGGGAGAGAGAGAGAGAGUGAAGACAAUUGAUAGAGGAGGGAAGAAUAUGAGCUAAUGAGGGAGGGGGAGGAUGAUGACUGAUGGGAGAGGGAGGAGGAGAGAAUGGAGGGAAUGAUAGAUAAUUAAAAAAAAAUUUUUCCCUCGUUAAUUUAAUUAUUUUAGAUUAUGAUUUUUUCAUUUCUUUAAAAUAUUUAAAACUAUUUAGAGGGUACAGUGUGAGAACUGGAGGACAUAAACAUGGUGUGGGAGUGAGGAACAAGUUAUGGUGUGGUGGCCAUGGGAAGAGGUGUGUUGUGGCAGUUAGGACAAGUUGUGUGAUAGUGAGGACAUGCUGUGUAGCGGUUAGGACAUAUUGUAUACUAUAGAGCUGCGUGAUUCAAGGACAUGUACAGCAAUUAGGACAAACUGUAUGUUAUAGAGUUGUGAUAGGGAGGACAUGUGUAGAAAUUAGGACAAAUUGUAUGUUAUAGAGAUGUGAUAGGGAGGACAUGUUUGUGUAGCAAUUAGGACAAACUGUAUGUUACAGAGAUGUGAUAAGGACAUGUGUAGAAAUUAGGACAAAUUGUAUGUUAUAGAGAUGUGAUAGGGAGGACAUGUUUGUGUAGCAAUUAGGACAAACUGUAUGGUAUAGAGUUGUGACAGGGAGGACAUGUGUAGCAAUUAGGACAAAUGUUAUAGGGUACUGGGGUACAGUAUGAUAGUCUGGGGACAAGUUGUGCGAGUGUUGUGUGGCAGUUAGGACAUAUGUGAUGCAGAUAUUAGGACAUCGUGUGUAGUGCAUAAUGAAAUGUAGUUUUGCAGUGUGAGCCUGUUGGCCUGGGGACUUAGCUGUCUGUAACAACCAGGGUCUUGAACAUACCAUUCUGUAUCAGUCUGCGAUGCAUUGUUGCACCGUAUCCUGCAUGUUGCAGCUAUAUUCUGUGUACAUGGAUGCACAAUCAAAUUACACUACACUGCACAUGGUGCAGAGUAGCUGCAGCUGGGAUGGUACGUCGCUUGAAGCGAAUGCCGGUGUGGGUUGCAUUUCACCUGCUGUCCAGUUUGGUCUUGGGUGAUUCAGUGAUGUUCAUCAUGGUCCAGUUAACAUCUUCCUAAUUAAUUAAUACCUUUGCAACAUAUUACUGCAUUUCCUCUCUCCCUCUGUCUCCACCUCCACCCCCUCUUCUCCGCCUCUGCCUCUCCUCCUCCUCUCUCUUUCUCUCUCUCUCUCCCCCUCUACUGCUCUUUCAUUAUCCCUCUCCUCCCCCUACCACUCAUUAUUUACAAUUUCAUUAUGUUGGGUAUUUUUUUUUUCCAUUUAAAAAAAUUUUUAAUAUUUAAAAUAUAAAUGAAAAAAAUCCAUUGUUACCACCACCACCACACCACCACCACUACCACUGCUACUACUAUUGCUGCUGCUACUACUAUUUAUGCCGUGGAUUGGUUGAGUUGGUAGAGCAAUGGACAAAAAUACUUUUCACUAUUUUAGUUACAGGCCUUUACAUUCUAAGUUCAAAUCCCGCCGAGGUCAACUUUGCCUUUCAUCCCUCCAGAGCCGAUAAAAUAAAGUACCAGUGAUGUACCGGGGUCUUUGUAAUCAACUAAUGCCCUUCCCCCAAAUUUCUGACCUCGCACCUAUUCUAGAAAGCAUUAUUAUUAUUAUUAU